CGUUUUUUUUAAUCAACCGGUUUCGUCGCGAUCCUUUUUCGAUAUCCAAAGCCACCGCUUUCCCGUUGGAAGGAGAGCCGGAUAGCGGCUGGAGGUCUGCCGAACUCGUUCUCUCCCUCAAAUCUCGCUUUCUUCCUUCCUUCUUGGCCGAUUCUCCUUGACCUAAUCAAUGGUGGAGGCGAGCAAGCUAUACCCAGAGAUCGAAGCCCAAUAAUCCCAGACGUCGGAACCCGCGGCGGAUUCCGAGCUCUCGGUUUCCUCACCAUCGAUGGCUGAAGCUAGGGUUUCUGCUCCUCUCGCCCAGGAGGAUUCCCCUUGUUGUCCCCAGGUGGAGGUCUCUGAUUUGGAUGAGGAGAACAGCAACAGCUUUGCUCAAUGGAUCAAUGACUCCUCAAGUCAAAAAAAGGCUCAGGCCCCCCAAUGCAAUACAGACUCAGCUCCUCAAGUUUCUGGAGAUCGGAAGUUGGGAAAAUACUUUUACUAUGACUCACCUCUCUAUGAAGAGACUGGCAUUUGGAUACCUGUUUCGGUCCCCCCCAUGUCAGUGAUUGAUCAUGAGGAGUGGAAUAGGGGGUUCUGUUCCAAUGGGGCAUACUUCCCUGAGGGUGAUAUUAGUUGGGACCACUUUGCUGUAGAAGAGAAGGAGAUGACCAUGUGGGAUGUGGUCUCGGAGAUUGUACUUGCUGCCAGAGGCAAAAUGAAGGCCCUUCGUUCAGGUGAGAUUCAGUAUUGCAGGACGUCUUGGAUUUCGACCGACAUCCUUGGGCAAGCUUGGAAGGAGAUGGCACAUAUCCUCACAGAGGCUAAUUAUGGGAAUGCAAAGAAAAUUCUUGGUGCAGAGCCACCCAAAUGGUUGCCUGAUAGUGCAGCAUCUGCUUGCAUGCUUUGCAAUGUCCGUUUUCAUCCAAUCAUGUGCUCUCGGCACCACUGCCGGUUUUGUGGUGGAAUAUUCUGUAAUGAGUGUUCAAAAGGCAGGAGCUUGUUGCCUUCAAAAUUUCGAGCUGUGGACCCACAGAGGGUCUGCGAUGUGUGCUGUGUGCGGCUUGAGUCUGUUCGGCCUUAUUUGAUGGAUCAAGUUAGUCGUGCCUCUCAGUUGCCAACACACGAUCUGACAGAUCUUAGCACAUUAAGGUCAUGGUUGAACUUCCCAUGGGGACAGACAAUGGAGUAUGAGAUUUAUAAAACAGCAAACAUUAUUCGUAGUUACAACAAGGUGGGUUCGUUGAGACCCGAGAAGUCCAUUCCCAAAGCUAUUAUGAGAGGAGCAAAAGGUCUUGCAAUACUUACGGUUGUAAGGGUUGGAGUAAUGGUAACUUACAAUAUUGGGACUGGAUUGGUCAUUGCUCGUAGGGAAGAUGAUUCAUGGUCUCCUCCAUGUGCCAUUUCUUCAUUAGGUGUUGGAUGGGGAGCUCAGGUUGGUGGGGAGUUAACUGACUUUAUAAUUGUGCUGAGGACGGAAGAUGCUGUUAAGACCUUUAGUGGGAGUGCACAUGUAUCAGUUGGUGCUGCUCUUAGUGCAGCUGCUGGCAUUGUUGGACGAGCAGUUGAGGCCAAUUUACAUGCUGGUGAUGGUGGUUGUGCUGCUUGUUACACAUACAGUUGCAGCAAAGGUGCAUUUGUAGGAUGCUCACUCGAAGGAAGUAUGGUGACAACCCGCACCGCAGAAAAUUGCCGAUUCUAUGGUUCGUCAAUCAAGGCAGCUGAUAUUCUUCUAGGUUCAUUGCCUAAGCCGCCUGCUGCUUCUGUUCUUUAUCAUGCCUUAUCCGAUCUAUUCCAGAAACUAGAUAAAUAACCAGUUUGGGUUAUUUCUACAGAGUUGGGUCAUUUGUACACUUACACAAAAAAAAAAGAAGAAAAAAAAAACUGUUGCCUUUAAGAUCGGUCCAUCUGAGCCCAGAUUCUCUUGGUCCCGUCUACAGUUUCUAGUGUGUAAAUUAUUGUACAGCUAAUAAUUUUAAAAGAAGUAAUUCAUUUGUAGAAGGACACGUUUGGGAAUCGGCAGAACGCUUCCGAUGGAUCGACUUGCAUAUUUUGUAUACUGCACUGUUGCUUUGCAUUUCAAUUUAUGCUACGCUUGUUUUCAA
Molecule: messenger RNA, 2084 nt
Organism: Phoenix dactylifera (date palm)
Lineage: Eukaryota; Viridiplantae; Streptophyta; Magnoliopsida; Arecales; Arecaceae
Molecular function (GO): phosphatidylinositol binding; metal ion binding
Source: RefSeq, a predicted model, not a curated record